UCAACCAGGAGAUUCCAGUUUCUGUAAGAACUACCUACCUCUUACGUACUGUGGCUAAAGUCUAGGCUGACUGGGAAGAUAGACGUCCGUUGAUGGCAGAUCAUUCUACCAUUUCAACGUACCACGCAAACUUCGCCCAGUAAGAAUUAUACCAAUUAGAGUCUGACUGUCGACAUUUUCUAACCAGGCACUCAGGAUGAGAAGGAGUAUAUCUACAGGAAUCUCCGUUACAACGAAGAUGAAGAUCCUAUGUGGUAAAUAAGGCCGUGCACGCUGGAAGAAACGCAGCAAGGCACUCUCGGGUCAGAUGUGCCCGUAGUGAUUCAUGAUUGGUUAGAUAUGAGCCAUCCAAUCCCGUGUAGCCAGGAUGACUUGAGAGAGGGGAAUAAUCAUUUCGUGAUUCCAUUGGUCUAUGAUUAGGCAUGGAAAUUCUUACCACGUUUCUUCGGGCUGAGUCGCACGCGCCGAAAGCUCGCAGGAGGCCUAUUACAAGGCAGUGUAGGUCGCACAGCUGGAAUACGCCUUCGUUCAAUACAAAUGCAAAAUAGUUUUUCCACUUCGACUUCUACUUUGACGAUGUAUUUAUGUAUGUCCAGUUAGUUAUAUGACGUCUCUAAUCCUUCCCCUUGACCCGAAUCGAAUAAUUCAAUACCGUACAUAGAAGCGAAAUCCACACUGUCCCGUCGCCAUGGCUUCACAAAGCGCAAUGGAUUGUGCGGUUCGGUUCGAGGAGUCUGUCAACAGGACUUCAGAUUAUCCCGUGAACCUUCUCAGGACAGAAGCAUUCGGCCACACUCUUGAAUCUUAUCGCAGAAGACUCAAUAGCAAUAAUAUAUUCGACGAGAAAUAUCGAUCGCUAGCCUGUAUCAAUCUUUACGAGAAUUUUGAUUUAUCGAAGAAUCUCAACACGGUUGAUAAACUUAGCAGUUAUAUCGACGAAGAAGAUGGCGCUCCAUUAUGGCGAAUGGUAUUCGUCCAAGCUGCAUCGUCUCGGGGUGCAUUAGGAUGCAGCAAAGAGCAACUCACAUAUUUACUCACUUAUUAUCAAGUAAUGCCUUCUUUCCUGGACUUCGUUUUGAAUUUUAGCACCCGAGGGGCCCCUGUGGCGCAUGCCUCAUUCAGGCACGAGAACUAUCUCGAAAAGAAUAGUCCCGAACUCGCUCUACCGGAGUUCAAGCGAUCUGGAAUCCAGAUACAACAUGCUUUCAACCUCUUGUCUAUAGAGCGGACUCGCAACGAGGACGAAAUGAACCAAUGGCCUCUGCGUCAAGUCGCAAUGUAUCACUCUUUCGACGUCACGAACGGGCGGUCGCUGUGGAUUAUCCUUAAAGGAAACCAGUUAAUGGCGCGCCGUAUCUUAGCCGCUACGAAAAGCCAUAGGCACUUGAAGGCCUCAGAAAUAGAAAGCCCUGAAACAUCAUUUAUCGCUGGGCUACAGAUACAGACGAUGAUGGUUGAAUGGUGCUCUGAGAGCUGGGCCGAGUACAUCGACUAUCUUGAGGCGGAGGUUGCCCAAAACACCAUGGAAGGGGAAGCCGCACCAGUUGAGAAGAUGGUUAGGCCCGAAGAAAUCGAAUCAUUGCAUUCCCCAAGGGCUACGAACACUUGGGGAAGCCAACCGGAUAGCUCCUUGACCAACCCUAGACGACGGACAUUUCCUCGCUCUUCAUCGGAUCUGUUGGCAAUUAUCCGGCGCAUGUCUGGGCUUGAGACCGGCAUAUCCACCUCCCCGAGGGAUGAACCAAGCGAGAAAGAUGUCGAAGCAUCGGCUGGUCUAGUUGUAGAACCAGAAUCAGAAGAAGAUAAAGGUGAUAAGCUCGCUGAGCUUGAAAAGCAGUUCUCCUUUGAGAAAUUUCAAAAAUUAAGCUUGUUAGGUCGAGAUAUAGAACAGGCCCUGGUAGUCAUCGAACAGAACAAAGGGGUGCUUCAAGCGAUAGGAGAACAUUAUCGCUCGGUUGUCGAGUCAUACGGGUUUACGACUAACAUGAAGAAGGACCUUUACGACAGCGAUUUAACAACUUUCCUCGCCAAGAUACGAAGUAUCGAAAGGGAUUUAGACAGACAUUACGGUCGCAUACAGACGUUGUCCCGGGCACUAGAAAAUGCGAAGACAGUGUUUACUACACUGCUGCAGUACAAGAGCGAGAAAGUAUCUGAAUAUUUCGCAAACAGCGCGAGGACUUCAUCUAAUCGCAUGGAGUUGAUGACCCAGAAAAUGCACAGCAUUGCUAUUCGGACGGAGCAAGAGACGGUAUCCAUGCAUGUGAUUACGAUAUUUACGCUUAUUUUCCUUCCGGGGACGUUUAUUGCUGUAUGGACAAAGUUUCCACGGCUUUUCCCACACCUUCUGACAUCAGCACAGACAUUAUUCAGCAGCGGCGUUUUCAACUGGAACGACGAUGGGAAUCUUGACUCCGAAUGGGUCAUCCGAGACAGUGCCCUAAAACUAUUCUUCUCUGUAUCUUUACCUAUGAUGGUUAUUAUUCUAUCGGCCUGGUCCGUGUUAUACUUUUAUAUGCGACGCAAGCGGAAGGACGAAGAGAGGAAAUGGGUGUUGCCAGUGACAGAACAGCAGCCACCUGCAGCAGGCGGAGAUAACAGUGGGAUGGUUAUUCGUGGGGAGAACCUACAAAUGUAGGAUAGGGUAUCUACCCAAGUACGAUUCUGCGUUUUUUGAGGUGUUAGUGGUUAUUAUAGACAGGGGAAAAGAAGAAAGGGGCACUUUAGAGUUCAGGAGGCCGGACUACAGCACGGCUAUGUGUGGAGCUAUCGGCGGAUCGUCCCGGUAUCUCGGAGCACAGCAAAGUGGGGUUACUUCGGUCGAUUGAUAUUUAUAGAAGAAAUUUGUACCCAGCUGAAUUGAUCGGUGGUUUAUUUUUACACUCUCCUUA
This is a messenger RNA of Annulohypoxylon truncatum, 2891 nucleotides long. RefSeq lists its product as uncharacterized. Bases 689 to 2638 code for a protein of 649 amino acids. Lineage: Eukaryota; Fungi; Ascomycota; Sordariomycetes; Xylariales; Hypoxylaceae. The transcript has 3 exons. The record is from RefSeq and is a predicted model, not a curated record.